Molecule: messenger RNA, 924 nt
Organism: Cladophialophora psammophila CBS 110553
Lineage: Eukaryota; Fungi; Ascomycota; Eurotiomycetes; Chaetothyriales; Herpotrichiellaceae
Exons: 2
Coding region: 1-924 (307 amino acids)
Source: RefSeq, a predicted model, not a curated record
AUGCCGCUGGUAUAUCGAGAAGGCAUCAAAGCGUUUUCCCGGCUGCAGGAAGAGAUUUUGAAGAAGGCCACUGAUUUAUCACUCGAAUUUCGGAAAUCCGGUAACAUUACAUUGAUUGAAGACCAGUACCGCUUUCGUGACGAGAUCAGUCUGACCAAUCAUGGAGUCAAGAUCAACACCGCAGUUCAAUUCUACAGUGACGGAAUUUACAUACUGGAUCUAUGCCGUUACAGCCAAUACCGGGGUGGACCGGAGCCAAGUGUGGGCAUCUAUCUGAAGCGGGUUGUGGACCCCUACUUUCGUUAUUGGCCAGAUCGGGUGGCACAGUCGAGAGUUCCGCCGCUAGGACGUCUUGCUCUACCCAUAUAUCUAGCUUCGACCCUAGGCCAAGACGGAUUGCACGCCAUCUUGCGAAACGACAGUUAUCAACGCAUUGGUAUCGGAUUCCCCAAGGACAGUGCAAAGCUCAGAGUUGAAGAGAUCAGAGCUGCCCAAGAGACAUAUUGGAAUGCCAACGAGAGAUAUUUUUCCAUUCACGGCCUUGUCAGAUUUCAUUGCCUCGUUCGUUUCCGUAUAGUAUCGCGGUUGUACGGGGGCGCCCCCAGGGGAAAGGACGCCAUGUUCAUCCUGGUAUGCCAUGUUGCAGAUCGGUCCUCGCUCCGUCUCGGUCUGUACACAGAAAAUUCUCUGCAAAUUACACCCAAAGGAUUCAUCGAUCCCUUCAAGAAUAUCGAGCAAUACGGUCCCUUGGGUGACCCAUUCAGUCUCUCGGUCCUGAUGCCACCGCCUCAAGAAGGCCGAAGCGCUGAAAUGGUGCAUGGUGAUUUAGCGCAUGACUAUGUUGUUACUGCGUGCCUUGCCGCGUCGCCUUCUCCGCUAUUCUUAGUUACGAUCACGCUGAGGUCGCAGAUGAUCUACCCCUAA